Penicillium cataractarum is the source of this 1716-nucleotide messenger RNA. RefSeq names its product putative sucrose transporter. Gene Ontology annotation, cellular component: membrane. Bases 1 to 1716 code for a protein of 571 amino acids. Lineage: Eukaryota; Fungi; Ascomycota; Eurotiomycetes; Eurotiales; Aspergillaceae. The transcript has 8 exons. Gene Ontology annotation, molecular function: sucrose:proton symporter activity. The record is from RefSeq and is a predicted model, not a curated record.
AUGCCACAGGCUGCACGAUGGGCGGGCACGCCGUCCAUCAAGGGGAAAAGCGAGUCGACGCGCAUGGCGCUGUUGACAUUUAGUCUAGUGGGGUUACAGUUUACUUGGGGUACUGAGAUGACCUAUUGCACACCAUAUCUCCUACAAUUGGGCUUGACAAAAUCCAAAACUUCGUUGGUGUGGAUUGCCGGACCACUGUCCGGACUGAUCAUUCAGCCUUUGAUCGGCGUAAUUGCCGACCGAUCGCGUUCGAAAUGGGGCCGGCGGAGACCAUUCAUGGUGUUUGGUUCAUUCGUUGUGGCGUUUUGUCUUAUCGUACUUGGUUGGACAGCCGAGAUUGUCGCCAUGUUCGUGAAAGAGCCUGAGAAGGCUAAAAAUGUCACUAUCGCGUUGGCUGUGUCCAGCAUUUAUGCAGUUGACUUUUCUAUCAACGUCGUACAAGCAUGUUGUCGCAGUUUGAUUGUGGAUACAUUGCCGAUUCCCUUGCAACAAGCCGGGUCUGCCUGGGCGGGCAGAAUGUGCGCUAUUGGCCAGCUAAUCAGCUACGUGAUCGGCUCCAUUGACAUGGUCAGCAUCUUUGGCAGUCUUUUGGGAGAUACGCAGUUCAAGCAGAUGACAGUGAUUGCCGCUAUCUCAUUGAUCCUCGCGGUGGCGGUGACAUCCUACUCUGUCAAGGAACGCGUUCUGAUCUCGGCGAGGGACUCUGACGGCAAGAGCGGUGCCAUUCAAGCCAUCUCGCAGUUGUUCAAAACCACGAUGGAACUCCCACCUCGCAUUCAGGCCAUUUGCUGGGCUCAAUUCUGGGCUUGGAUUGGAUGGUUCCCCUUCCUCUUCUAUAGCACGACAUGGGUCGGCGAAACCUACUUUCGCUACGAGGUCUCCAAAGACCAGGCCAUGAAAACCACCGACAUGCUCGGUGAAGUCGGCCGUGUUGGCAGUCUUUCUCUGACAGUCUUCUCCUCGAUUACAUUCCUAAGCUCCGUUCUCCUGCCAUUCUGUGUUCAAUCCCCAGAUACCAAGCGCACACGCUUCACGCCUCGGCCACCACCUGGUGUAGCUGCGAUUCUGAAGAGGUUCACGGCCGUUCGACCGGAUCUCCAGACAGCCUGGUUGAUUUCUCAGAUCAUGUUCGCCGCCACUAUGAUUUUUGCACCGCUCGCGCACUCCCGAGCGUUCGCAACCUUCCUCGUGGCAGUGUGUGGAAUCCCCUGGGCAAUCAGUGGCUGGGCUCCAUUCGCAUUCAUGGGCGUGGAAAUCAACAAACUGACCAUGAACGGCGGCCCGGGUGCCCCGGGCAUGGCAGCGCAAGCUACACGCUCUGGUGUGACGAUGAUUACAUCCGCAGGUCUGCGCAGUUCCGCCGCUGAUACCGAGCUGGAAGUGCUACGGUUGAAUCACCGUGACUUGGACAGUGACACCGACGAAGAAGACCAAGCCUCGAACAUUCCCUCCACGGGUGAAUUAGCUGGUAUUUAUCUCGGAGUGCUGAAUGUGUAUACCACGCUUCCGCAAUUCGUUGGCACGUUCAUUAGUUGGAUUGUGUUUAGCCUUCUUGAGCCCGGCGCACAACCUAACAAGGACAGUGAUGCCUCGGAUACGCAGUGGAUGAAUCUGGAUAAAGAUAAACCCAACGCGAUUUCCAUCUGUCUGUUCAUCGGUGCUAUUAGUGCCCUUGUUGCCGCUGAGGCGACCCGCCGAUUGCGGUAUGUUCCUUGA